Molecule: messenger RNA, 614 nt
Organism: Hypanus sabinus (Atlantic stingray)
Lineage: Eukaryota; Metazoa; Chordata; Chondrichthyes; Myliobatiformes; Dasyatidae
Product: thioredoxin-related transmembrane protein 2-like
Exons: 2
Source: RefSeq, a predicted model, not a curated record
GGGUGGGUGAGUGUUCGGUUAUUGGGGCGAAGGGGGCUGAGGGGAGCCGGGGAGGGAGGCCAGAUGUUCUAACGACGGUCCGUGUGCUGGCACUCUCUCCCGGCAGGUACAAGGUGAACACCUCGCCACUCAGCAAGCAGCUCCCGACCCUCAUCCUCUUCCAGGGCGGAAAGGAGAUGGUGAGAAGGCCGCAGAUCGACAAGAAGGGCCGGGCUGUGGCUUGGACUUUCUCCGAGGAAAACGUGAUUCGCGAGUUCAGCCUGAACGAGCUGUACCAGCGAGCCAAGCGGACGAUGAAGGACGAGGAGGGAGAUUCACCAGCCGAGGAGCAGGCUGUUCCCAACGGGGAGGUGGAGACCAAGAAGGACAAGUGAACGGCCUCCCCACCCGCCUCAGAUUGGGGCCGUCUGCUUCUCACUGCCCUGCCUCCCAGCCUCCGCGGUCUCCCGGUUUGCCACGACCUCCUUGUUCUUCCCCGCCCUGGACCAUGGCUCAGCCUCUCCUGUUGCCCAGGACGGGGGCGCAGGGGUGGGGUUCUCCUGAUUCUGCCAAUUCCCAGGGCGUCUCGCAAUGCUGUUGUAGGGUUAAUUUAUUAAAUGCAAAGUCCAUCGUCA